UGGCUUCAGCGGCCGCCAUGUUGUUGCGGGGCCCCGGGCCGGGCCGGGCCGGGGAUGGCGACGUCCAGCAGCAACUGGCUCUCCGGGGUCAACGUGGUGCUGGUGAUGGCCUACGGGAGCCUGGUGUUUGUGCUGCUGUUCAUCUUUGUGAAAAGACAGAUAAUGCGCUUCGCCAUGAAGUCCCGCCGAGGGCCCCACGUGCCGGUUGGACAACAUGCCCCCAAGGACCUGAAAGAGGAAAUUGAUGUUCGCCUCUCAAGGGUACAGGACAUUAAGUAUGAACCCCGACUGCUGGCUGAAGAUGAUGCCAGGCUCCUGCAGCUGGAGACACCAGGAAGCCAAUGUUGCUAUAACUACUUGUACAGAAUGAAGGCACUGGAUGCAAUCAAAGCUUCUGAGAUCCCAUUUUAUGUAGAAGGCCGACACCCCCAGUCCCUAAUGGGAAAGAAUUUCCAUGCCUACCUGUUGGAGCUGAGAAAUUCCAGCACUCCAUUCAGAGGUAUCCGCAAAACCUUGAUUGACACCCUCCUGGAUGGGUAUGAUACUGCACGCUAUGGGACAGGGGUCUUUGGGAAGACGGAAUAUCUGAAGUACCAGGGUGCCCUGACUGAGCUCGCGAACAUUAUCAAAGCGCGAGGAGGCAGCAGCCAGAGGCAGCACCAGUCAGCAGCGAAGGACCUCACGCUCUCGCCUGAUAUCUCCAACCCAGCCACCAUCCAGGUCACCUACCUGCCUUCCAGCCAGAAGAGCAAACGUGCCAAACACUUCCUGGAGCUGAAGAGCUUCAAGGACAACUACAACACGCUGGAGAGCACCCUGUGAGCUGUGGCAGGAGUGCUGCUCCUGGGACCUGCCACUGACAGCCCCUUGCUGCGUGGGGCAAGUCACAAGGGGCGUUUGGCAACAGUCCGUGUCCAGGCGGCAGCUGGAAGGCGGGAAGUCACUGGGCUCAUGGGUCACUCUCUGCUGCAUGGAGUUGGAUUUAACAGCGACAUCAUGCUGGGGAUACCUGGCCUCUGGGCAGGAGGCCCUUUCCAAAGCCGUGUACUGGCUGCAGAACAGGGAGCUGAGCAGCAGCCGGCAUGGACCUUGUGGUUUGGGCUCUAAAGAGAUUCCAGACGCAAUCCCGUUUGAGUGGCUAGUGUCUCUCUGGAGCCCCUAGCCCUGUGAACAGAACAUUUGAGUAGCUUGAGCUUAUUUAUAAAAGACACUGCUCCAGGGCAGUGCUCCUGCACCUCUC
Gopherus flavomarginatus (Mexican gopher tortoise) is the source of this 1240-nucleotide messenger RNA. RefSeq names its product chromosome 20 C1orf43 homolog (gene LTAP1). The record is from RefSeq and is a predicted model, not a curated record. Bases 55 to 822 code for a protein of 255 amino acids. Gene Ontology annotation, biological process: phagocytosis. NCBI's taxonomy places the organism in Eukaryota, Metazoa, Chordata, Testudines, Testudinidae. The transcript has 7 exons.